Iphiclides podalirius (scarce swallowtail) is the source of this 318-nucleotide messenger RNA. The record is from the annotation of a GenBank genome assembly. Lineage: Eukaryota; Metazoa; Arthropoda; Insecta; Lepidoptera; Papilionidae.
AUGUUGUUUAGGCGGUGGCGCGCGAGGCGGGCGGGUAGCAAAGUCGACCGCAGCCUCCGUGGCACUGAGGGCGGCCGCGGCGAUUCGCCCGCACUCGCCGCACCCCCGCACCCUUGCGCACCCACAACCACUUGUUAUGUAAUAAAAAUAGCCAAGUGCGGGCGAUUGGCGACACGCCAGCACUCUCGUGAAGGCUGGUAUCUCACGCGUGGAUCCAUCGCCAAUAAAGCCUCAAAAAAUGUCUGCUUCCUCUAUUCUAUGUGGAACACUCUCGGGACGCGCCUCUUAUUAAUGGCUCCGUUCCAAUACACUGACUUC